UGCAGACACAGCCAGACCCCUCUCUCUCUCUUUCUCUCUGAAAGCCAGUUGGAGUUAUCACUAGCACAGUUAUGAGAGCUGAAGUUCUACUUUUGCUCUUUAGCUACUUUGUGUAAAUAAGAAGAAACAAGUCCACAGUUCUGGAACCUUUUAUUACAAUUAUUUCCUUUUAUUUCCUUGCGCUGGUUGAUGCUUUUUCUUUUUUUGGGGGAGUGAUUCUGUGGAAAGGAUUGCAGUCCUGCAGAUAUACAUUCAUUCAAAAGUGGAAACUAUACAGAAGGUGGCUCAAGAAGACCCCAUAGGCUUCAAUCCAUGUAGCAAGUAUUGUGUUAACUCUGAUGUGACUCCCCAGUGAAAGCCCAGGAUGUCAGAAGAAACAUGUUAUCUGCCACAUCUAUUUUAUACAGCUGAUAUGGUUUGCAGAGAUGAACCAGGCAAGUACAGACUUGCAUUUGUAAUCAGCAGUUACUGAAAGAACCAUAAGAGUGGCACAGAGUCCCUCCAAUCAGCCGGCUGUGCAUGUACUCAGUGCUGGAGAGUUACUAUGCAGUUUGGACUAUUUACUGUGCUUGUCUUGGUCUUGAUGGAUAUUGCAGACAGCAGCAAGGUUGUGAAGGGGAGGAGACACAAGAGAAGAAGUACAGAGGUGAGCCAAGGCUGUGGCAAAGGUUGUGAAGCAUGUUCAGAGGUAAACGGCUGUAUUAAGUGCUUACCAAGGCUUUUCAUACUUUUGGAAAGGAAUGAUAUUCGACAGAUAGGAGUCUGCUUGCAGUCCUGUCCUCCAGGAUAUUAUGGUGAUCGUAGUCGGGAGAUAAACAAGUGCACAAAAUGUAGAGUGACAAACUGUGAGAACUGUUUCAGCAGGAAUUUUUGCACAAAGUGUAAUGAUGGCUUCUACUUACAUAAAGGAGUUUGUUAUUCCACUUGUCCAGAGGGAUUUAUUGCAGCAAAUGGCACCAUGGAAUGCAGCUCCGAACAAUGUGAAAUGAGUGAGUGGGGAUCUUGGAGUCAAUGUUUUCGUCCGGCAAAACAGUGCUGGAAAAAGAAAGGCACACAAACGAGAAGUCGGAAAGUUCUAAUAGCACCACUGGGGGAAGCAUCCCUGUGCCCUGUCAAUAAAGAAAGGAGGAAAUGCACAAUGCUCCAAACCCCCUGUCCAAAAGGAGAGUUAGUUACAGGAAAACCCAAGAAAGAAAACCAAGGAAAAGAAAAAAAGAACAGAAAUCGUAACAAGGAAGAAAGUGGAAACAAAAAAAGGAAAAAUCAACAACGAGUGACUUCCAUGCCCAUCACUCCUUCUCUCCCAGCAAAGUAGCUAUAGGAAGAACCACAACAAGUGAUUAAUGCUGCUAUGUAUGUAAGAUGCUUGCUCAAACUGGAGCACUGCUACAACUUAAGCACCUACACAUUUGGCGAGUGAAAAACUCCUAGAUAUAAGAAUGAGUUUACUGCCAUCAAGUUGAGACUAUUUUGCCUAGUACUUAUAACGCAGUGAAGCCAUGGUGAAUGAAGGAGAUAACAGGAAAGAAACUGAAAAGAAAAAGAAAAGUGAGUGAUUUCCAUUCCUAUUACUCCUUUCCUCCCAGCAAAGUAGCUGCCACUUUAGGAAAAGCCACAACAAGAGAUUAAUGCUGCUAUGUAUGUAAGACGCUUUCUCGAACUGGAGCACUGCUACAACUUAAGCACCUACACAAUCGGUGAAUGCAAAACUCUUAUUGGUUAAACAUAAUAGUGGGGACUAUUUUGCCGAAGACUUCCAAUGUAGUGAAGCCAUGGAAAACAGAGGUACCUAAUGAACAAUAAAGAAUAAGCAUGGUAUUGUAGUUAUACCCAGCGUGGACACCUUUGAGGUGAUGCUGAGCAUAUUUCAACUUCAGUAGAAGUUACAAAGGCUGGAAAUGUUUUUUUAGGAAUGCUAACGAAAUGUGGGUUUUCGUGUUGCCUAGAGAACUCCCCAAUGUCCCCUUUUUCCUCUAAGUCUGUGUUUUCAAAUGUAUGUAUGACUUAAUCUUUGGAGAAUAUAUGUUCAAUUUUUGUGAAAACAUGUUGGUGUCAUCACCAUGAAACUACUUAAAAA
Nanorana parkeri is the source of this 2077-nucleotide messenger RNA. It is a transcript of the gene RSPO1, whose product is annotated as R-spondin 1. NCBI's taxonomy places the organism in Eukaryota, Metazoa, Chordata, Amphibia, Anura, Dicroglossidae. The transcript has 7 exons. Bases 545 to 1315 code for a protein of 256 amino acids. The record is from RefSeq and is a predicted model, not a curated record.